GUUGCCGCCAUUAUUGGAUUGUUGUUGUUGUUGUUGUUGUUGUUGUUCAAAUGUAUAUUCCUGUGCUUGUAGCAACAACAAAAAAAGAUUGUAGGCGUUGAAAUAAUAUAUUCAUCUAUGGCCAUUGGUGAUGAUUGUUUCUCUGUUGUAUUUUUUUUUCAUCAUUAAAAUGUUGAUGUUGAUGAUGAUGCUCGGUAACAGUAAUCAAGUAAUAACAUCAUUGAUUUGGCAAAAAUUUCUCUUUUCACUUUUUUUUUCUACCAAUUAUCAUUGUAUAUGUGAUGUCCUUUUUUGGAGUUAUGGCAACAAGUUGUGUUCGCCAUUUUAUUUUUUUCACUGUUUGUUCCAAUUGUUGUAUUUGGAAUAAUGAACACAUGAAUACAUACAUGAAUGGAUGAAUGAAAGAAUGAAAUGCACACCUUUGUGUAAAAAAAAAGUUUACUUUGAUUUUUUUUUAUCAUAUGUGUGUUGAUUCAUUUAUUUAUUCGUCAAAAAACGCUGUUUGCUUUCCUAUACAUUCCAUACAUUUUAUUUUAUUUUCAUUGAAAAAAAAAUUUAUAGAAUGAACCGCUUUAAAUUCAUUGAUUUUGGCUACCACGCACCUGUAUCAUUAUCAUUAACAUCAUUAUAAUCCGGUUGUAGAAUAACCAUCUACAAAUAGUUUUUUUUUCUUUCCAAUGAUUCCUACGUUUCAAAUUAUUUUUUUAUUUCGAUGUUUACUUCAAAAAAAAAACAACAACAACAACAACAACAAUGACGAAGACAAGAUCACAUCCUCCCAUUCUUAAUAUAGUCAAAUUGCUUUAUUUGGUUCAUUUUAUUUGUUAAUUUUGAUGAAAGCCAAAAAGGUGAAAACGAUCUCAUCACUCAUCGUUUUUUUUAAUGUUCGCACAUAGCAUUUGGUCAUCAUAAUGAUCAUCAUCUUAUCCAAAUUCGUAAAAUUUUCAUCAAAUAAGUUUUUUUUCAAAACCUGAACGAAAAUUUACAAGUGCUGUGUUUAUUGAAAAUAGCAACGAUGAUGCGUACUAAUGAAAAACCAUCAAAACAUCAUAUGACAACAUCAUCGUUUAGGGCACCAUCAAGAGAUGCCAAUAAUCAAUAUGAUAGUAAUUACCAGCAGCAACAACAUCAUUUUGGAAGUAUCAAUCGAUCUCGUUCCAAUUUUGGUGAAAUCUGUGAUGAAACAUGGCCACUUGAUGAAGUGAUCAAUAAAAUUGAAUUAAAAUCCGAUAGUGAUGAUGAAAGUGGCAUCAAUCAACCAUACAAUGUAGAAUCAAAUAUUUGGCGUAGUGGACCACAGCUUGUUUCACAUAAUUUUGAUUCUGGUCGUGAUAUUAAACGUUUACCUGGAAAUGGUGCCAUGUUUUCAUCUUGGAAUCAAGGAUCAAAAACCUGGAAAGAUAAAUCAGUACAACAUCGUAAAUAUAAAGUCAAGAAAAAUCCAUCCACAACAUCAAGCUUAGAAAAAUCUGGUUCCUUAUCCUAUGAUGCGAACAAUAAUUAUUUGGACAUGGAUAUAACCUAUGAUGAUGAAUUAAAUUUUUCUGAUGAUUAUUCAUCGACUUUGUUACGAGACGUAGGCAUUCAAUGUAAUUUGAAAAAAUAUCAGAAUUUCGAUUUUUUCAAAAAUGAGUCACCAGCUCCAGUUGUUAAAAAUAAACCACCAAUCAAAAUAAUUAAAUCUUCAAACAAUGGCAUUGUUUCUACAUUUAGUGAUGUUCCUAAAUUAUCGUCUCCAAGUCCAACUCCAAAUUCACCAGAUUUUCGACGGGAUUUAGAUUUAGAUCAAUCUUCAUCGAUAAGAAGUACGGAUGUUAUCUACAGUCAAAUUGAUAAAAGUCAUAAAAGCAAUCGAAACAUUAACAAUCCUAGUGGCAAUAUCAACAUUGUUUAUAAACAGCCAUUAAAUGAAAGCAAACAGCAACAGACAUCAACAUUCGAUGAUAGCAGCACGUAUGAUAUUAAAACUAAAGAGUUUGGAUUCAAUGUAAAUAAUCCAAAUUUCCGGAAAAUUCCUUUGCCAAAUCCAAAUGAAAAUCUUUGGUCAGGAUCAUCGAUAAAAAAGCCAAAAAAUCAAUAUGAUAAAGAAGUGCUCGAGGAAACAAUUUCAAUAUCAAAUUCAUCGACAGAUGAAUCUUAUAUUCACAACAAUCAUUCAAUGAAAUCAUCAAACCGUAAAAAUGAUUCACCAAUGCGUCAAUCAUAUAAUGAAGAUGAUAAUCACAGCUUUAGCAAAUUACGUAAAAUGAAAAAAAAUAAUUUGAUUAUUCAUCAUAAUAAAAAUGAUGAAAACAAUGAAAAUGUGUUACUUGAAAAUAAUUCCUUACGAUUGAAAUCAUCAAAAUCACCAUAUUCGGAACGAUUGCAUAAAAGUAAUGCCGAUUUGCGUGAACAAUUUUUAAAGGAUGAAACUAGAGGUGGCUUAGCUGCUGCUUACAAGAAUCGACAACAGCAAAAAAAUCAUCAACAAAAUCGUCACAGAACUUUAUCAUUGAAUCGAAUGAAUGCGGUUAUCAGUGAUGAAGGACGUCAACAACAGCAACAAAAUCCUCAACAUCCAUCAGUGAAACCAAAUCGUCAUCUAAGCCAAAGUCAUUUAAGUUCACGAUAUUCGGAUCUGGGUGUUGAAAAUCAUCAUCCACCACGAUCAUUAUCAUCAUCACGAUCACGAUCCAUUCAACAUGAAAGAGAUCCGAUCGUCAUGUAUAUUCCACCGGUGAAUCCUCAAAUAAUCAAUGAAUCACCCAAAUUGACAAGUAUAUUACGAAACAAUUCGACUAAAAGCAAUGUUACUGUACAAUCGAAAGCAAAAAAAUUAAAACAACCUCAACUUAAAAGUCAAAGCAAAAUUAAUUUAAAAGAUGCUGUUGUUGUUGGAGAAAAUGGUAAAAAAAAUAAUAAUGAAAAACGUGCCGAUCUAAAUCGACGUUAUUCGAUGCCAAAAGAUACUAAAUUCAAUUGGCUCAGUAAAUUUAAGCUGAAAAAAUGAAUGAAAAUUAAUUAAAUCCGGAAAUUAAACAUUAGAAAACAACGACCAUAAUGAAUACAACGCAAUUUCUCAUCAAAUCCGAUGCUGAUAACAAUAUAAACAUUUAUUUUGGAAAAUUAAAAAAAUGCAUUAUACACACACACACAUACACUCAAACAAAACACACUUUUUUCUCUACGAUUUGUUAUCUUUUAAUUUUUUAACGAUAAAUUAUGAUUAUGGAAAAAAAUACCAAACCAUUCAAACAAAACAAAAAAAAUGAAAUGAAAUCCUAAAUAAAUUGCAAUGGUAUAUAAUGGCGAAUGAAACCGAUGCUAUGCAACAAACCACAGCAAUCAUCAUUAUAAUGAUCGGUCAACGUUGACAACUAUAAAUACUUGUUACAUUUGAUAUAUUUAUAAUGAUUAUAACCUUAGUUACCGGGGCGAUGGCUAAACAAAUCAGGCAACAGCAAGAAAAAUAAUAAUCCUUAUGGUGUUAGUCA
Dermatophagoides farinae (American house dust mite) is the source of this 3473-nucleotide messenger RNA. The record is from RefSeq and is a predicted model, not a curated record. Lineage: Eukaryota; Metazoa; Arthropoda; Arachnida; Sarcoptiformes; Pyroglyphidae.